UCUGCGUGGGGAUCGAGGUUCACUCUUCCACAGGCUUCAUGUCUGACAGCACAGAGACGAGGACAGAGACGAGGACAGAGACAAGAGUGGAGACAAGGAGAAGCAGGGAAGUCUCUUGUGUGACUGACUUUGAUUUUGUGAGCGCGUGACGCGGCGGGAAACUUUGUGUCCAUGUCACAGCUGAGGACAGUUCAGCUCACUCUUCUUCAGGCUGCAGCGGCGCGAGACCCACUCUUAAUUCUCCACGGAUUAAUUUAAGCAGAACACAAACACACCGGAAACACACAGGGCGUGGUUAUGGACUUUAACCUGCUGACGGACAGUGAAGCUCGCAGUCCUGCUCUGUCUCUCUCGGACUCUGGGACGCCACAACACGACCAGGGAUGUAAAGGACAAGACAACAGCGACACAGAGAAAUCACAGCACAACCAGCUGGACGAGUCCAGCGCCGACGACAGCUCCCUGAAGAAGAAGCAGCGGCGGCAGAGAACUCACUUCACCAGUCAGCAGCUGCAGGAGCUGGAGGCCACGUUCCAGAGGAACCGUUACCCGGACAUGAGCACGAGGGAGGAGAUCGCCGUGUGGACCAACCUCACCGAGGCCAGAGUCAGGGUUUGGUUUAAGAACCGUCGCGCCAAGUGGAGGAAGCGGGAGAGGAACCAGCAGGCGGAGCUCUGCAAGAACGGCUUUGGCGCGCAGUUCAACGGACUCAUGCAGCCGUACGACGACAUGUACACGGGCUACUCGUACAACAACUGGGCCACCAAGAGUCUGGCCAACAGCCCGCUCUCUGCCAAGAGCUUCCCCUUCUUCAACUCCAUGAACGUGAGCCCGCUCUCCUCGCAGCCCAUGUUCUCGCCGCCCAGCUCCAUCCCCUCCAUGAACAUGGCGUCCGGCAUGGUGCCGUCCGCCGUCGCCGGAGUCCCCAACAACCUGGGCAACCUCAACAACCUCAACGGCCCCGCCGCUGCCGCGCUCAACACAGUGGCGGUGACGGCGGCCACGUGCCCGUACGCCACCACCGCCAGCCCCUACAUGUACAGAGACACCUGCAACUCCAGCCUGGCCAGUCUGAGGCUCAAGGCCAAGCAGCACACCAACUUUGCAUACCCGGCAGUUCAGAACCCGGUGUCCAACCUGAGCCCCUGCCAGUACGCGGUGGACCGGCCGGUAUGAAGACGCUCCGCCAUGGAUGCCUCCAACGCAGCCAAUCAACUGCGAGUCCACUGUCCACCCGCCCCCCCCCCCCUCCCCCGCUGACUUCACUCAACUCUCCAGCUCCAUCUCUAGGCGAGCAGAUGCGCUGCAGACUGGCAGAUCAGGGUUCUUUUGGGGGGGCGGUGCAAAAAACGGACGACGCACCGUCACUUCUGACGGAGACUGAACUGAGCAGCUGCUUCAAAGGAUUUCAAAGAUUAUCAUCCGUGAUCAUUUCCCCCCUCCCCCUGCCCCUCCCUCUUCUUUUGAACUGCAUGAUUAGAGUAACUGUAGAAACUAAAGGGUAAAAAAAAAAACACCGGAUAAGAACAUGAGAUAUGGUCUUUGCUGCUGUUGCAGUAAAAAGGGACCUGUGGUUACGACGGCGAGGCGCCGAGGUUGUAUAUAUAUAACGGACUUUUUCUGUUUUGUAUGUGACAAAAAAAUAAUUAUGAUGAUAAAAAUGUAGAACUUUAAAGAUGAGAGAAAGCAUGUUCUUCAAAAACGCAAACAAAGGCUCGUAAGAGUCAGAUAGUUCUGCUGUUUUUAAGUGUGGUUGUGCGAGUCACUGACACGCGUAGCACUGUGAGCGCCCCCUGCUGCCGAGAACCAGCCUCGAUCUACAGUCACUUUAAGUCUGCGAUUUCUUAAGAACGUGUUCACGUCUUUAUCUCACUGUUAGACAGGAAACUGAAGUUUGUAAAACACUGAGAAAAUCAGUGAUUUUAACGUCACUCACACAGGAGUCGUUGAUCCACUGCUGCCUCCAUCACUGAGUUCUAAUGUCUUAUUUUAGUGAAUUCAGCAUUUAAAAAUGUUCCUUCAUAUUUACCUCAGUGACACAAAGUGACCACAUGAGGCAGCAGAGGACCAACAGCUCCUGUGUCCCCGCGAGCUUAAAUCACUGAUUUUCUCUAUGGACUUUGGUGUGUGAGAGUGAGUGUUUUACAGACUUCAGUUUCCUGUUGGAGAAGUCUCACAGUGAAGAUAAAGACAUGAACGUGUUCUUAAAUAUAACACAGAUUUAUUAACUGGCUAAACUGACUAUUUCCUUGGCAGCCAUGUUUUUGUGUCAGUUCCUUGUACAAUCAUGCCAACAAACAAACAAACAACCAACCAAACAAACACACACACACACACACACACACACACAAACAAACACACACACACACACACACACACACACACACACACACACACACACACACAAACAAACAAACACACACACAAACAAGCAAACAAGCAACCAACCAACCAACCAAACAAACAAACAAACAAACAAACAAACACACACACACACACACAUGCACACAAACAAACACACAAACACACACAAACAAACAGUCCCUUUAAACUUUGUUGUGAAUUCCUCACCCCUUGGAAGGUCAAGGGUCGAAGGGUCGAACACACCCUGCAGUGGUUUAACACACACACACACACACACAGGAAUAUCAGCAGGAUUUUUCUAAAAGCCAUUGAUUAUAUAGAUUUGUGGUGUUCUACUGUACAAAAAGAGUCCAUGACUGUAAAAAUGUAUGUAAGAGUGCAGUUGUUAUAAGAAUAAUUCAAGCUUUACUUUUCCUGGUGUAGCCUGCUUUGUCUCAUUAAACAUCAGUUUUUAAUGAA
This is a messenger RNA of Solea solea (common sole), 2823 nucleotides long. RefSeq names its product paired-like homeodomain 3 (gene pitx3). The transcript has 4 exons. NCBI's taxonomy places the organism in Eukaryota, Metazoa, Chordata, Actinopteri, Pleuronectiformes, Soleidae. Gene Ontology annotation, molecular function: DNA-binding transcription factor activity, RNA polymerase II-specific; RNA polymerase II cis-regulatory region sequence-specific DNA binding. Gene Ontology annotation, biological process: anatomical structure morphogenesis; regulation of transcription by RNA polymerase II. Gene Ontology annotation, cellular component: nucleus. The record is from RefSeq and is a predicted model, not a curated record. Bases 298 to 1176 code for a protein of 292 amino acids.